AUGGAUUUGGAGAGGGAGCUAGCCAACACUACCGUGGGAGAACAUGACUGGUCACAGCGAGAAAGCGGCCCGUACUGGUCCCCGCGCAUUUUCUCCGACCUGUCCAGGCAGAGUCGCUUCUUCUAUAACCCCUUCCUCGCGGACGACGGCUACCAGCGCAUGCGCGACGAAAGAGAACAGCAGCAGGAGCAGCAGAACGACCACCUUUUCAGACAGUCGGGCUUUGACGCAAGCAUCAUCGACCUGAAUGCGAACCUCUCCGGACGCUUCGAAAUCCUCGAGCAGCGCAUGUCCGUCAACCUUGUCCGCCUCGAGAAGCUGGAGAACCUGCACAAUGAUCUGCUGCAGCGCCCCGCCAUGGACACGGACAUGCUGGAGAGGAGUAUCCGGGAUGGCAUCGAGGACUACAUGAAACAAAGACUUCACCCGCUCCCCUACGCGCGCCGGAAU
Molecule: messenger RNA, 450 nt
Organism: Prorocentrum cordatum
Lineage: Eukaryota; Dinophyceae; Prorocentrales; Prorocentraceae
Source: the annotation of a GenBank genome assembly